ACAUAGGAAUGAAUCUGUCAAAAUUUCAGUGAACUUUCAGAACAAAUUAGUAAUAGGCUAAAAAUAAUCUAAAAAAAUAUAUUAAUUAGCGAUGUGAAAUUAUUAGUGUUAAAUUAAUCUUCGUCUUCGUAUCAUCGACGAAGAAAAAUCGGCCUUAAGUCAACAAUGGAUCCAGAAGGCAGCUGUGAGCUUCAGUUUAAGAUAACUUCCAAGGAUAUACCUAGGGUACACACAAAAUGCAACUUCAACCGUCCACACACCAGUCCACAUGUAUCAUCAGAAACGCCAAAUCCGUCUACGUCAGGCCUUCAGACCACAGACGCGGCAGACAGAGACAGCAUGAGAAAAAAUGAAGAGGAAACAAGUAAUGAAAAAGAAAAUGAGGGGUCCCUCUCAGACUGGAUAUCUGGGGGGCCAAUCGGCUCGAAGGGAGCCGUUCUCGUGUUCAGAUCAUGUGUCUUAGCGUCUAGAACUCCAUCCAUGGAGUCCACUACGAAAACUGUAGGGAAUAACACUGGUACAACGAUAUUAUUGAACAAAGCCAAGAAUAUGGCUAAAAGACUUGUAGCAGAGCCCCAUUCCUUUAAUGUAAGACCAAAAACAAUAAUGCACGACGUAAUGGAAACGUUUGGUAAUAGCAAUAAGUAUUCAGGGCAGGCGUAUGUGGUGCGGCAUGUUAGUGAAGCGGAACUACCUCAGACGGUGUCUGUCGAAGAGCAGGGUCACGAGUCGGUCGAGCACAAGAGAGAUAUAGAAGAUGUACUCAACGAUUUAAGCAAGAUCACUUUAAAGAAGCACCUGAACAUAGAGAAUACGACGGCGAAUAUAAAACCUCCCGAAGAACCUCCUCCUCAACCCAAAGACUUGAAAGAAGAUAAGAAAGUGAAGAAGAACAAGUGCAAGAGUAAAAGAAAGAAUCCGCAGACGCAGCGCGCUUCGUCGCCGCAGUUGGACAGCGAUGACUCCGAACAUAUGCUGGUGAAGGAGGUGGACAGUAUAAAGGUUCUAGACAGCAGCCACAUGCCAGCCCGUGUGUUGAAGAUCACGUAUAAACUCGUGAACACGGAGACGAAACUCCUGCACCGACUGCUGCAGGCGCACGGUCUGCAAGAGGCAAGCCCUGAAGCCAAAGAAUUCAACCUCCUCUGGUCCGGCCUCCAUCCAAAACCUGACGUGUUAAGGUCGCUCUCUCCGUAUCAAAGGGUGAACCAUUUUCCAAGAUCAUACGAGCUGACUCGUAAAGACAAAUUAUUCAAGAACAUUGAGAAGAUGCAGUACUUCCGAGGGUUGAAGCACUUCGACUUCAUCCCCACCACGUUCCUGAUGCCGACCGAGUAUAAGGAGCUGUGCUCCACCCACUAUAGAACCAAAGGACCCUGGAUAGUGAAGCCGGCCGCUUCCAGUAGAGGCAGGGGGAUCUACAUUGUCAAUACGCCCGAACAAAUACCAAAAGGCGAGAACGUGGUAGUAGCCAAGUACAUCGACAAGCCGCUCCUGAUAGGCGGUCACAAGUGCGACCUCCGGCUGUACGUUUGCGUCACGUCCAUAGACCCCCUGCUCAUAUACUUAUACGAAGAGGGCCUGGUGCGCUUCGCGGCGGUCAAGUACGAUAAGACCAACAAGAACCUGUGGAACCCUUGCAUGCACCUCUGCAACUACAGCAUCAACAAGUACCACACGGAUUACAUCAAAUGCGACGACCCGAACGCAGGCAACAUCGGGCACAAGUGGACGCUGUCGGCGCUUCUGCGACACCUGCGCAAGCAGGGCCGCGACACCACCGCGCUCAUGGCCGCCAUCGAGGACCUGGUCGUCAAGUCCGUGCUCUCCUCCGCGCAGACCAUCACCGCCGCCGCCAGGGUCUUCGUGCCCAACUUCUUCAAUUGUUUCGAAUUAUUCGGCUAUGACAUCCUCAUCGACGACAUGCUGAAGCCGUGGUUGCUUGAAAUUAACUUAUCUCCGAGCCUGGCGUGCGAGAGCCCGCUGGACGCGCGCGUGAAGUCGGCGCUGCUGGCCGACACGCUCACGCUGGUGGGGCUGCCCGCCGUGCCCGCGCACCACGCGCCGCCGCACAACAACUCGCUGCGCAUGCGCAUCGGCGCCUGUCGGCGCGUGCAUUCCGCGGAGCACAUGUUCGUGCGCGGCAAGCAGCCCGGCGGCGGCGGCGGCGGCGGCGGCUGCGGCGCGACGCUGUCGGGCGAGGAGCUGCGGCUGGUACGCGCCGUGCGCGCGCAGUACGCGCGGCGCGGCGGUUUCGUGCGGAUCUUCCCCAGCCAGAACUCCUGGCAGAAGUACUCGCAGUACCUGGACCCGGUAAGCGGCAUCCCCGUGUGCUCGACGUCGCUGAACAACAACGUGCCGUACCAGGUGGUGCAGCACAACUACAACCUGCUGAUCCACUCGCACGUUCUGCCCCACUUCCAACAUGCAGCCACCGCCGCCGCCGCCAAUCUCACCGACACACCGCAGAGGCUGAAGCGGUACGAGGCGGUGACGGUGACGUCGACGGCGCCGGCGGUGAGCCUGGCCGAGCCGGCCGCGCCGCCGCCGUCGCACGACCCGCGCCGCGCCAAAGAACUAGUCAAGCAGCAGCUGCUCGACGGCAUGCGUCUCACGCCAGGCGAGGCUCGGCGUGCAUUCGGGCUGUUCCUGUCGUGCGUGGUGCAGCGCGUGGCGCGCGGGGACGCGGCCGCGGCCGCGCACGCCGCGCUCGUGCUGCGCUUCCUGCGCCGCGCCGCCGCCUCGCAGCGCCUGCCCUACACCGUGCAGGGUCCACCGGCGAAGAUGUGCGACAAGGACCGGUGCGCGGUGAUCGCGAAGCAGCUAAACGACUUCCUGUACAUGUACUGCCGCGAGACGGACCUGUGCACCGACAGCGAGGACCGCCACGGCUGCGUCUCCAACAUACACUUCGCGCAGUUCCUCCACUCCGCCAGCGAGGCGGAGCUGGAGGAGGUGCUGCUGCUGGUGCUGCGGCGCGAGCGGCAGGUGGCGCGGUUCGUGGGCGGGCGCGCGGCGCUGUGCGUGGACCUGCCGCCCGCGCGCCUCGCCGCCGCGCCGCCGCCCGCGCUGCUGCGCCACCUGGCCGCGCUCGCGCCGCUUGCCUCCAGCCGGCACAGGCCGGUUCCAGAGUCCCAAAGCGGCUCCGAGUCCGAGGAGCCGACUGGAUCAGAACAAGACGUUCCACCUCCGCCCUUCACCAACUCGGGCGUCGUCCUCAAGGAGUCGCUUAAAGAGGAGAAGCCCCACGACAUGGCGCUGAAAUAUGCGAGAUCCUAGCAUUCCUAAUGAGAAACUAGACAGUUUUAAUUGAUUUAGGGUUAGCGCACACCGACGGUAUGAUUAUUUGAAUAUUUAAUUGCGUAAGUAAUAUGGGUAGGCAACAUAUAGCAAUAUCACCAGAGGGAGACUUUGUACAAAAAUCGUUUGCUUGGGCACCUCUGUCCCAUUCGUGUUUCUACCGUGAAGCAGUUAUGUUUGCAUGACUGUGUUUCGGUUUGACGGAUGGGAUAUAGCAGUAAAUUUACAGGGUACAGAGAAAUAUUACCUAAGUACUCAGGAAUGGCAACGCAUGGGGGGUAUCAUGGGCGAAACAGUAUACUCUGUUAUGUGCAUGGUACUGCUCAUGUCUAUAGGCGAUGGUUACCACUUUCCAUCAGGUGGGCCGUCAGCUUGUUUGCCAUUCUAAGUUGUAUAAAAAAAUCUAUAUAUUUCAGUUACUUUAUUUGCUUGAAUACAAGUUAUAACAUUAGAAGCAUUUAUUUGUAAAAACGGAUUCUCUGUAUUCAACCGUAUAUCGUGAAAUAUUCAAUUUGGAACGUCUUUGUCUUUGGUCCUUAAAAUUUUGCAUUAAAACAGUUUUCAAAUGAAUAAAAAACAUUUCUGUGUGUGCCUUGUAAUAAAUUUACUGCCGUUAACCAGCGCUGACCCUAAAUUUUGUAAUUUUUACACAUGUUCAAAUUCAUCUUCGGGAUUGUAAACGUCACUCAUUUUAUUCCUAUAUCAGGUCAGAGUGGCCAACGUGAUUAGACCCAAGAUCUACUGUUUACUGACGAAACCCUGUGCGAUGUACCAAUUACAUACUUCUUGAAAUCACAAAUGAAAUGACAUAGUUCAGUACGCAAUUAUGUAGUAUUGUUGUAUUUUUUUAUUUUAUUAAGAGGGAAAACAUAAAACUGUAAGUUAUUCUCAGUAACUACUCAUUUAUAUUAGUGUGAGCAUUGCGCGUGCGCAUCUUCCGCUAGAUUAGCAAAAUAUUAUAUUUUUAUUUUUAUGAUUACAUGAUUUAUGGUACAUCACAAUGUUACGCUGAAACGCCUACAAUAAAAUCAGAGUUUACCGUGAAGCAGUUGUGUUUGCAUGGCUGUGUUUCGGUUUGAAGGGUGGGAUAUGGCAGUGAAUUUACAGGAUACAGAGGAAUAUUACCUUAGUUCUCAGGAAUGGCAGCGCAUGGGGGUAUCAUGGGCGAAACAGUAUACUCUGUUAUGUCCAUGGUACUGCUCAUGUCUAUAGUUGACGGUUACCACUUUCCAUCAGGUGGGCCGUCAGCUUGAUCGCCAUACUAAGUUGCAUAAAAAAAAGAUACAAAGUCACUGUUACAUGAAAUUACAUUUUUAAAUCCCGAAAAUAAAUUUAAACAUAAUUUUAGGUUUCUACUUUUAAAUGUGUUUUAAAUUAUCAAAUUAUUUAACCCUUCUUUGCAUAAUGGUGGAAAUUUCCAUCAUAACAUUAAAUGCCCAAAAAUUAUAUAAAAGAACAAGUUCACUUUAAGUUGAUCGUGUGUCGAUACCUUUUUAAUGUACAUUGCAGAAAAAAAACCGUAUCUGUCAAAUUUAUUUUUUAACAAUUUUUCUUUUAAUUUUGAACAUGAAUUAUAAUAUCACCUUGAUUUAUUUUACCAAUAAAAAUAAUCAUGCAAAGAUGGGUUAACUGCAAAUAUGUUUUGGUGAAGCCAUCAAAGUAUAUUAGCAGAUCACGCUUGACGAAGCGGAUUACCUGUAAUAAUUUGAAAUAACUUGAAAUAUUUUGUCGCUAGUGGAAAGAAAUAGAUUAUAUUAAUAUAUCAAAAUUCCUAUAUACUUAUGACGUGUUAUUAUGUACUUAAAGAAGGAAGUAAUGUAAUUACUUAAAACCAAGUAUGGGCAAAGGUGUCACAGUAUAAAGUACUUAAUAGGCAACGGUUAUCACUGCGAGAGCUUGUUUAUUAUUGUAAUGUUAUAAACUCCACUCACUGCCUGACAAUUACGUUCGGUUUAAAAUACGUAGUUAAAGUUAGCCGGAUUAUUAAAAAAAAAUUUCAAUAUCAACAUGAUAAAACAUUUUAAAAUUGAAUUUUAACUUUAAAAAAUAAGGAGAUUUUAUAAUCAGCAGUAGUAUAGAGAGAGCAAAAGAGAUGGGACAGGUAAACGAAACACUAGGUAUCAUGUCAUAUAGGGAGGUAAAAGAUAUGACCUGGAAUAGAGCUAGCUGGUAGAGAAUGGAUAAAAUAGUUGCACCGACAGGAGGAAACUCUUAAAUGAAAAAAAAAAAACAAGUAUACAAAUAAAUUGAAUAUAAUAUCGAUACAUUACAAAAAUUAUAAAUUUUAAUAACAUACAAAUAUGUCUAUUGAUAAAUUGGAUGACAAUUUAACUUAGCCCACAACGGAGUGUAAAUUAAAAAAUAUAUAUGUCAAAAUAUAAAACAAAAAAAUGGCGGGAAACUGUCUGCAAUAUUGUUGCCUAUCUAAGAAAAAGGACUAAGACAGUUAGUCUAAUAUCUUAACUGUCAUCAAAAUAUCCAACCGCCAUUAUUAAAUAAUAUAAACAAGAAUAUUAUAUAUUCUUUUAUUGCACUUAUAAAUUUCAUAGACAAUACAUUUAUAAAUAUUGUGAGCAAGCGUGGACUUAUCUCUGGCAGAUAUCUCUUCCAGCCAACCCAAUACAAUGGGAAAGCAUGCACCUAGCUAAUUUAACCGAGCUUGAUACAUUUUUCUCUUUUUUAAAGAAUUUCCCAUUUAGUAUGUAAUGUAAGAUAUUCAUGUAAAGACACGUAAUUUAUUUUAGUAUUUAAAUAUCUAACUUUAAUUAUAUAGAUAGAGCCCUCGAGCCUCAGAAACUGGUCAACAUGUUGUCAGCUAAUUAUCAAAUUAGCUGACUCGUUUUUUACCAGUGUUCUGUACACUUAGGCACACAAUGUAUCGUGACGUAUUUAAUAAAUAAAAUGAGUGUUUACGCAUUAAAAAGAUACAGAAAUUAUAAGACAAAAUAAAUAUAUAAGUUAUAAAGGAAUCACUCAUAACUAUUUAUCACGCAAUUUUGUAUGAAAAUGUUGACUCGUUUUUCUAAAAGCAUUUGUAUGGUGACACUCUAUUUAUAUAAUCUAAGAUAUCUCAAAACUUUGCUAGCUAACCAAGAAUAUAUAUAUUUUUUUAAUUAUCAAUUUCUUACAUACAUACAUAUCUGUCACGCCUGUCUCUCAUUGGGGUAGGCAGAAACAAUGGAACGCCAAAUGUUUCGAUAUAAACACACCUCUUUAGCUUCCAACUUCUUACUAUCUGUCAAUUUUCUGUAUAAAAACAUAACUGUAUAUUUGAAGAUUGGUAACAUAUUAUUAUUUAUCUAAAAGUCAUUAUAUUUUUUUAAUAAUCAUACAAUUGCCUAGAGAAUACUGUAUGGGAUUUUUAAAAAAGGGUAUAUUAAGAUAUCUUCAGGAUCGGCAACGCGCACGUGACACCCCUAGUGUUGCACGCGUCCACAGGCUACAGUGACCGUUUACCAUCAGACGGGCUGUAUGCAUGUUUGCCACCUUUGUGGUAUAAAAAAAAUGUCAUCCAAAUGAGAGAAAAUAUUUACACUAAUUUCCUUUUAUUUAUAAAAUAGUACAGGUAUCUACAUAAAUUCCAGAGACGCAACAACACAAAUCCUGUCUAUGAAUGGUUACCUGGUUAAAAUAAAUUUUAACCAAACAAUUGUCAAUGGUUACUUUCAUUAAUUAACCAUUAAAACACGUAUUAUAUCAAAUAAUUAACACUCACUCCUAGUAACAGUAAACACAUUACCAAUUUUAUACGUCGCACUCGGACACGUAACUCUUAAUAAUAGCAUUUAAUGAGUUACUGAAGGGAUAUUUGGUUAUUUAACUGUUAUUUAUGGGUAUUUUACAACUGCCCCUAUUACGAAUCGCAAUUAUGCGUGUAGAGAUAAAAAAACGUAUCUCUAAAGAUCGCCUUCUAUAUUUAGCAAUAAAUUUAGAGUAUUUAUCAUCAGUUAAUUUUAACCAAAGAUCAGAGAAUGAUGUAUUUUAAACGUACCUGCACACUAGCUAAUUAUAAAAUCUAAGGUGCUAUGAGAAACGAAAAUAUGUAGACGGAUUAGGGCGCAGCGCCGCCGCACAUUGUACCAAUACAUUCACUAUAUGUAUGCAUUAUGUAUUUUAUUUUAUUUUACUUUAAUAGAGAAACAUAUAAUACCAAAAACAUAUAAAUAGUAAACACAGUCAUAACAUAAAUCAGUGAAGUUUCCAUAAUAAACUAAUCAAAUAAACGAGAGCAGAUGAUUAACAUAAAAAAAAAAAACAUAUUUGCAUGACAAUACAAAAAAAAAAGAAAAGAAAUAUAACAAUUAACAAUUUAAAAAUGAUUUUUUUACUCUCUAAUUAAACGGAGUUUACCAGAUGUUCUUCUCUAACGUUUAUGACCAGUCAUUAUACACUUUUUUGUUUAAGGUGCGUACAGACUGGACAUAAUCUUGUAAUGUACCAAAUAUGUUAUGCUUCAUAUACAGUCGUGUAAUAAAUGCCUACGUUACAUCAGAAUCAUGUUACUUAAUAUCUUAACGUAUUCACGGUAAUAUAUUUUUUUUAUUUUCUAUUAAUUUUAUGAACCGGUUAAUUAUUACUUUUCAAAAAUGUAAUGUAAUGUUCAAGAUCAAAACUUGCAUCACUGAAGUAUGUUAUGCACUAACAUGUUCGUUUAAUGUAACAUAUUAUAUGAUUUUAGUUACAUACCUAGUAAAUUAAGUAAGUAUUUAUUAGAAAAAUAUCGACAAAAAUUAAUUAUAUAUUUUAUUUUUCUAAGUAACGUAAUUCAAUUAAUCAAUCAAAGCAAUGUUUGCGGCGGUGCUAGAGGUCGCCACACUAGCGUAUAUAGACUGAACUAGUGUUUUUAAGGUAUGUACUUAUCCUACCUAAAUUUUAUUGAUAAAAAACUAGUUCAUGCGAUUUGUCCGUAUCGAGUACUCUGUGCUUUAUUGCUAGAUUUUUAAAUAUAAGUAUCGAGCCAUUAAUAUGUUACCGUGUUCGGAAAUAAAUAGAAUUAAAUAUAAUUUUUUUAACGCAAUAUUACAAUGUUUAAUCGGUUUUUAAAAUAAAUAUAUUUUGGAUGCUUUGUAGCUUUUGCUGUUCGUACACUAAGCCGCUUUUGAGUUGGGCGCGUAUUCACCAAGAGAUUUUACGUGUAACGGUAACAACUAAAACAACACUUCAAUACAAAACUUUACAGUACCGGAACGUGAUCAUCGUGUAAUAUUACAUAUUUGUAAUAUUGAACAAAUACGCCUCUGGUCAAUACGCACCUUUACCGUUUAAGUCUUUAAUUCCAUUUAAAUGUGCAUUUAAUGUCCAAAUGUAGGUAGGUAAUAUCUCCCUUUUUGCGUUUAGCUUUUAAUAUUAACUUUAAAGAAAAAAGGGUAUUUUUAAAAGGCCGGCAGCGCACCUGCAUUGCAUUUCUAGUUAUGGGCGGCUCAUGGGCGGUAGUUACUUACCAUCAGGUGAGCCGCAUGCUCGUUUGCCCCUUGUGUUAUAUAAAAAAAAAAAUGUAUCCUUAACAUUUAAUGCCGCACUAAUAUCUUAUGUACUUAUUGAAAUAUUACAGGAUAAGUUAUUUAAAAUAAUUUUAUAAUUAAAAAUUCCUAGUCUAUUCCAGUAAAAUUGUCUUUUUUUCAGAGAAAUUAAAAGUGUUUAUUUUAUUUAUACGAUUAUUUAAUCUACAAAAUUGUACGAAAAAUGUAGUGAAACUCCAUUUUUUCAUAAAUGCAUAGAGUAAAGAUAAAUUAGGGUAUUAAUUUUUUUUUUUUUACUAUCAUCUUAGUUCAGAGUAUCAUGGUGUGAAAUAUUUUUAUUAAUAAAUAGCUACUUAUAAUUUUAAAAAUGGUUGUUAUGUCAAAUUCAAUUGAAGCUAAUAAAUGUAGAGCUAAUGUGCAAUUAUUAUGGGAGACAGACAUAAUCUAAUUUCUUGUAAUAGUUAAUUUCCUUCAAAUUUUUUAAUGUCUUAUUUAACAAUACAGUUUUUUUUUUCUUACAUUACAACAAUCAAUUUGGCAACGUAUGUUAAUGUUUAUUUUUUAACUAGUAAAUACUACUAGUAAAAUUAGUAUUUACUAGUAGUAAGUACUAGGUACUCCUAGUAAGUAUGUAAUGUAAAUUAUGCAUACUUUUUUUUACCACUGUCGAGUCUAUGGUUUUUUAUCAUUCAAUUUUAAAAUUCAUGGUUAAGUGAACUGAAUCAUUGCGACUUUUUCUUUUUUACUUUUGUAUAUUUUUUUUUAUAAACGACAAAUUUAGUAAAUAAUUUUGGUAAUAGGUACCUAUAACUGUAUCAAAAUAACUGCACUAAUAAAUAGAUGGCUAGAAUGAAACGUAAUGUUAAUUUUUAACUAUCUUACUUUUAAAUUAACUGUAUCCCGCAACUUCGCCCGUGGUCGUCUUAUGGUGUUGAAAACACUAAGUAUAUCUUUCUCAAGAAUUGUGUUAUCCAAUACAAAAACGAUUUUUCAAAUUCGCCUGAUAGUUUUAGAGAUUAGUACGUUUAAACAAUCUCUUCCAUUUUAAUAUAUUUAUAAAUUACUAAUUUCAACAAAAGUAUAUGUAAAUUAUACAAUUGAAUAAAAUACAAAUAAUUUUAUAUACAAAUGUAAAAUUUUACAUAAUAUUUUGAAAAGAGUAAAUGUUGAAUUUCUUAUAAGCAGGGUUCUUCUAAGCAGAUAACAACAUUCUGAACCCAGCAGUACAAUUAUAAAAAAAAUAUUUAAAAGUGCUUGUAAACAAGUGUAUUUGCAUAAAGAUUAUUCAUUUUCUGUUCUAUUGACGACCAAAGCAAAGCGAUAUAUUUUUACUAAACGACCCCGUAAAUGAUUCAGAUUCAUUUACCCAAUAUGCCACACUACCCAAUAUACCUAAGCAUCUAUGUAUUGUAAGUAAAAAUAUUUUUAUUUUGUAAAAAAUCUUUGAUUGCAUUUUUAUAAAGACAGACUGCAAAAUAAUAAUACAGUAAACGCUCUAUAUAAGCAACCUCUCUAUAAGCAACAUUCUUUAUAUUUUAUUUAUUUUACUCAGCUUCAGUUAGUGUAAUAAAUAGGUAAAAAUAUUUUCCACACGCUAAGUAUUUUUAUACUCCUUUUUUUCCUAUAACUUUUCUCAAUAACAAACUUUUUUAUUUUCAAGUGAGUUGCUUGUAUAGAGCGUUCAUUGUAUUGCAUAUUAUAUAAAACUGUAGCAUAGUCAAGGAAUCCUUUGAUAAAUUGUCAGCGACCAAUACAGAAGUAUUUUAGGUUUUUUUUUUUUGUAAGUUAGUGAUCUAUGAACCGAUGCUAGUCCAGUUAGGUCACACCUGUAGGCUACGUGCACCAAAGCUUUUUUCUUGUUACAUUAUUAUAAAUUGUCUAAUAUAUUAUCCAUUACCUUUGUUUUCAUUCGAAUUGUUAAUCUAAUUUUUUUUUUACCAAAAUUGUUAUAACGCAAUGCGAGUAGAUUUUAAAAUAUUUUUGUUUGAUACAAAAUGUACGCACACUUAUUAUAAAUUAUUAUUGGUUAUAGGUUGUUGUCUUUACUUUUUACGAAGUUUAAAAUGUUUAAAAGUAAUUUUACAUUUAAAAAAUUACAUUAUGCUCUAUGGUUUUCUUUUUUUUUUUUUUUAUUAAUAGCAUGGUUUUCUAUUAAGUGUAUAAAUUUUUCUUUGUACUCAUUUGGAAAUAUAUCUUAUUCACUUUGCAAUCCAUCCAAAUAUAUUUAAUUAAAAUAGCGCCUGUCAUUUGUUAAUUUAAAUGACAUACAUUUAAGUCGAAUUAAUAAUUGUAUUCAUUAUUUAAAGUAUUACUAGAUGUAAGCGCGCAGUGGACUUGCAAUAGAUACUGGCAUUGUUGUGCACACUUCUUUAUUUUUAUAAUCUAAAUUCUAGUGAGAGAGCCCUAAUAUGUGGAGACUGGGCGACAAGAAAAAAAAAAAUAUAAAUUGAUAUUUUGUGAUUAAUAAAAUUCCUUGAAAUUUUGAUCUCUGAUUAGAAAAAAAUAUUUUUUAUAUUAUUUUGAGAAGGCAUCUAGUUUUCAUUGUUACAUUUUUUUAUUUUUAUAUGUACUGUAAACGCUCUUUAUAAGUAACCUCUCUAUAAGCAUCAUUCUUUAUAUUUUAUUUACCAGAGGGAGACUUUGUACAAAAGUCGAUUGCUUGGGUACCUCUGUCCCAUUCGUGUUUCAACCGUGAAGCAGUUGUGUUUGCAUGGCUGUGUUUCGGUUUGAAGAGUGGGAUAUGGCGUGAAUUUACUGGGUACAGAGGAAUAACACCUGAGUCCUCAGGAAUGGCAGCGCAUGGGGGGUAUCAUGGGCGAAACAGUAUACUCUGUUAUGUCCAUGGUACUGCUCAUGUCUAUAGGCGACGGUCACCACUUUCCAUCAGGUGGGCCGUCAGCUUGUUUGCCAUUCUAAGUUGUAUAAAAAAAAAAAAAAAAAAAAAUUUAUUCUACUCAGGUUAGUUAGUAAAAGAAAUAAGUAAAAAUAUUUUCCAGACGGUAAAGUAUUUUUAUACUCCUUUUUCCCCUAUAAGCAACUUUUCUCAAUAACAUUUUUUUAUUAUUGAAAUUGGUUCAAAUGAGUUGCUCAUAUAGAGCGUUCACUGUAUUUAGACAUUUUCCUGAUCGAUUGAAUUUAUUUUUGCGGUAUCCAGUGCCAUACGCCACGAUGCUGUGUUCACGUCUGUAUACCUCCUGCUUAUACUUAGAUGCAGCAUGAUUAUUGUAUUUGUGAAAACAAGCUUUGCUUGAGUACAAAGUGUGAUAGUUUUAAUAAGUUCUCUCAGCAAAGUUUUAAUCUCAUAUUGUGAAAUAUAUUUUGAAUAAGCUAAUUAAAUAUUUGUUGGUAUUUUAUUAUGAUUAAAAUCGUAAUUUGGCCCAAAA
Molecule: messenger RNA, 12142 nt
Organism: Galleria mellonella (greater wax moth)
Lineage: Eukaryota; Metazoa; Arthropoda; Insecta; Lepidoptera; Pyralidae
Gene: TTLL5
Product: tubulin polyglutamylase TTLL5
Exons: 17
Coding region: 166-3279 (1037 amino acids)
Biological process (GO): protein polyglutamylation; microtubule cytoskeleton organization
Cellular component (GO): cilium
Molecular function (GO): tubulin binding; tubulin-glutamic acid ligase activity
Source: RefSeq, a predicted model, not a curated record